Molecule: messenger RNA, 6384 nt
Organism: Nerophis ophidion (straightnose pipefish)
Lineage: Eukaryota; Metazoa; Chordata; Actinopteri; Syngnathiformes; Syngnathidae
Exons: 15
Coding region: 176-2353 (725 amino acids)
Molecular function (GO): protein binding; guanyl-nucleotide exchange factor activity
Source: RefSeq, a predicted model, not a curated record
AACACAGGCUUGAGGUUUUAAUGGCGAAGGGUUAAUACCGCGGAUUUACCUCGACUAUUUAAAAGCCUUUCCUCCAAGUUGCGUCAAAUACAGAUCAGAUUGGCGGCGAGCAGACGGGAUAAUUCAACACGGAUUCGCCCGCUGUAAGGAGGACUUUUGUGAGCUGCUCAGCUCGAUGGCGGCUGCAGAGGUGGAGCAUGAUGUUGUGAGGGAACAGGAGCAGAUCCUAAACGCCAUGAGUUCAUCACAGCGAGGGCGGAUAGAAGACCAAGGUCCCACUAAAACCACACCUAAAGAGUCGGGCCAUAACUCGGACCACCACAUGCAACCACGAACUUUUGCGGAUCAGCAGGAGGCGAGAGGUUUCACACAUCACGGCUCGGCGCCUCAGAUCUCGCUGACCGAGAGCACCCCGGAUAUGAAUAGGAAGCUGCUCUUGUUGCCAGGCAACCAACUCCAUGUCCCCGGGGAGGAAGCCCACACCAACACCAUCAUUGCCCAGUCCCCCGAGGACGAGCAGAAGUUGAUGAACCUCAUCAGUCACGGGCAACGUGGACGCAUGGAGGACCAGUGCUGCUUCAUGGAUCCCAGUCAGAGUGCCCCCUGCACCCCCAGGCACACUAGCAGGAAGCCUCUUUCUGAGCCAUGCAACACAGAUUCCGACAAGUUGUUCAACUUAUUGCCCAACACUCAAAGUCACCGCCUUGAUGACCAGCGAGUGUCUCUCCCGUCGCUUCCUGGCAUCGACACCAAGGAUCAGCCGUCGGCCUCAGAUUCAAGCUACCUGUGCUACAUGGUCUCCAAAGUUCAGGGCACCAGAAUGGAAGAUCAAAGGUGCUCCUUCCCUGGAAGCCAGUCUGCAGCAUCAUCCAAGAAGGAUCAAGCUGCUUCAGGCAUUCCACGCUCGGCCUCCUUCAGUCCGGGUUCAGACGCAGAACGCCCUCACAUCCAAGUUAAGACGUUCCCCAAAAAGGAGCUGAUUCCAGCUGAGCAGGAAGGUUUUCUCACCAUGAUGCGUCACGCCCAGCGGGGGAGGAUGGAGGAGCAGAGGUGUGUCCUGAACGUCAGUCCACAGUUGACACCAGAGCAUAAGCCCACCCGAAGCACUGUACCCACAGGACCAGAUUCCGACCAGUUCUUCAAAAUGCUGGCCAACUCCCAAGCCAAACGUCUGGAUGAUCAGCGUGCGUGUCUUCGACCUCUGCCGGGGAUCCAGAACGAAGGCACCUCCGUUGCUGUAGGAGCGGACACAAGUUAUUUGUGUUACAUGGUCUCCAAAGUUCAGGGCUCCCGGCUUGACGAUCAGAGAUGUUCUGCACCUCAUAUCCUUAAAAACUUGUGCACCCCAACCUCCCAGCGCAAGGCCUGCAACACUUCUAAAGAACCUGAUAAAACUGGCCCCCCAAACCAGGACAAAAAGGAUCAGCAGCCGCAGAUCUCUCUGUCCAAUCAGCUGCAAUUUAGUCAAAUGUUAAGUCACGCUCAGAAGGGCCGCAUGCAGGACCAGCGCUGCUCUUUACAGCCGAGCCGAAGCACACCUGCCACACCCACACACAGCCACAGCUCCCCCAAGCAAGUAGCAGCAGGUGCAGAAGCGGAGGCGUUCUUUGGCAUGGUGGCCAGCUGUCAGGCUGGCAGGCUGGAUGAACAGAGAGUCACGCUCUCCUCCCUGCCGGGGAUCAGUGGGACGUCGGCGAAGGGAAAACAUGACCGCAGUCGUGUCAAAACUGUUCAUGCACCGAUUGUAACUUUGGCUCCAAGUACACCACCGAUAUCUAAAGGGGACAUUUUCAGACUUCCUGAUGCUAAAUCGGGCUGCAACUUGACAAAGUCUGCAUCCUUCGUCCCUGAGACCGAAUAUCAGAAGGGUCUUAAUUCCACAUCUCAGAUGACCGUGAAGGUGUUGAUGAGUUUCACCCCACAGAUGGGCCAUAAGAACUUGAACCAGCAAUGCACCUUCCCAGAGGUCUACCUCACUCUUGGAGCUCCAGGAGAUAAUAUAGUCAUUCCUCUCAGCCCAAAACCCGGACGACCCCUGUCUUUGAACCUAAACCUUGUCCCGAAAGAAGACAUCAAGUCCACACACUCCUCGCCUAGGAAACCCGGCUCGAGACUGUCGUCUCCCCAGCCCAGAACGCCUCAUAACCCCCAUUCUGGUAAUUCAGACUCUCUGGAACAGGGCCCGAUCAGUCCACAGGAAGACUGCUUCUCUCUGAUUGAAAAGGUCCACACGGCACAUCUUCAAAUGGGAACCACUCAAGGGGUCCACAAAUGCAACGGGGAUCCGGUCAAACAGAAGGGAAAUGGAAAAGCAGGUGGUAACAAAGCUAGGGAUGGGAGAAAUAAACACUAAAUGUUUUAUUUCUCAUUGUCAUUGACCCUAAACAGUAAAUGAUAGAAAUCUAACAAACCUAUUGUUGGACAACGGCAAUGAAUUUACCUUUUAGUUUUACAAACCUAUCGAGUUCAAAGUCAUUUUGUUUUUUUGUUAAAGGCCUACUGAAAGUCACUACUAGCGACCACGCAGUCUGAUAGUUUUUAUAUCAAUGAUGAAAUAUUAACAUUGCAACACAUGCCAAUACGGCCUUUUUAGUUUACUAAAUUGCAAUUUUAAAUUUCGCGCGAGGUAUCCUGUUGAAAACGUCGCGGAAUGAUUAGAUUAGGUUAGAUUAGAUAGUACUUUAUUUAUUCCGUCAGGAGAGUUCCUUCAGGAAAAUUACAAUUUUCAGCACAAUCCCGUUCAAAAUCAGACAAACAUUACAGGGAGACAGAACAGGAUCGCUGCCGGGUCUGCCGGCUUCCAGCGCCCCUUACAAAAAAAGAUGACAUACAGGUAAACAGGGGGGAAGAAAAGAAUAGAAGAUUAAAAUAAAAUAAAAAAUGAAAAAAAUAAAGUAGUAAAGCUUCAACAUCAUAUUUCGGGAAUGCAAUCAAUGAAACAUUGGCUGUGUUUGUGUUGCUAAAGGCGGCCGCAAUACACCGCUUCCCACUUACAGCUUUCUUCUUUGAUGUCUCCAUUAUUCAUUGAACAAAUUGCAAAAGAUUCAGCAACACAUAGUCCAUAAUACUGUGGAAUUAGAAAGUGGAAAGUUAGAGUGUAGCACAAAAAAAAAAAGGCGACGACUCCAGGCGGCGACAGUGUGGGGGGGGGGAGGAGAAAAAAAUAAAUAAAUAAAAAUAGAAGAUUAAAAUAAAAUAAAAAAAUAAAAAAUCGGUCUUAGCCUAGGCCCUGGAGUGGGGGUGCAGACUGAGGCCAAGGGAAAAGAACAACUCAUAGCCAUAGUACACAUCCCUCUUCCAUGUGUGUAAGAGGGAAACAUCAAACAUCAAAGAACACAGAGGACAUUAAAGACAUUAAAGCGGCAGAUACAACCAGACACUUCUACAUACAGCUAUGAAUAAAAAGUAAAAUAAACAUAUCCACUGUGGUGGCCUCUGCGGUGUGUUCCACGCCAUCGUCCGCUGGGGAGGAGGGAGCAUGGCCAGAGACAGGAGCAGACCCAACAAAGCAACCAAGACAGCCGACUCCACUCUCGGCCAGUGUCCAGUCCGCAUGGAUGAGCGAGGAUACGUCCAAGGUGACUGAGGUGUCCGACACCUGCUCACCCAGUCAAGACACGUAUGUUGACGCCUGCUUGUGACGUUAUUGGUUGGAGCCAACAUUUCAGCUAAAAGUAGUCUCUUUUCAUCGCAUAAUUACACAGUAUUUUGGACAACUGUGUUGCUGAAUCUUUUCCAAUUUGUUCAAUUAAUAAUGAAAACUGUAUAGAAGAAUGCUGUUGGUGAAAAGUGGCGGUUUGCAUCUGCCGUUAGUAAAAGAAACACAGCCGGUGUUUCUUUGUUUGUUGUGAAGCUUUAACACAGAGCGGUCAAGCGAACAUGUUUCUCUACGUCAACCAGCAAGUUUUUGGAUGGGAAAAUUGUGAUAUUAAGUCGACUUGAGUGGAUUAUGCGACCUCCUCCUGCAGCUCAAAAAGGCAACUGUGCUCUUGACUCCUCGGCUUCUCUCAGAGACACUGGCGUUCACCGCAGCCAUCCGACUUUCAGGUAUGACUUUACAAUCUCACUAAAACACUAUUAACACAAUACUCAGAUAAGGGUUUUACCAGAAUUAUCCUAGUAAAUGAGUCUAAUUACAUCUGAAUUGCUCACACUGCCGCCGCCUAGUAGUGCGUCACUCUAACUUUCCUCAUCCACAAAUCUUUUAUCCUUGCUCAAAUUAAUGGGGAAAUCGUCGCUUUCUCGGUCCGAUUGGCUCUUGCUGCUGGAGGCUAUGAUUAUAAACAAUGUGAGGAUGUUAGGAGCCCUACAACCUGUGACGUCACGCGCACAUCGGUUUCUAUACCGGUAAAGGCAAGGCUUUUUUAUUAGCGACCAAAAGUUGCAAACUGUCGAUGUUCUCCACUAAAUUCUUUCAGCAAAAAUAUGGCAAUAUCGCAAAAUGAUCAAGUAUGACACAUAGAAUGGACCUGCUAUCCCCGUUUAAAUAACAAAAUCUCAUUUCAGUAGGCCUUUAAAUACCCAUUACAGCCUAUGACAGGGGUCCCCAAACUUUUUGACUUGGGGGUCGCAUUGGUUUAAAAACAUUUGGUUGGGGGCCGGGCUGUGUCGGGCCAUAGUUUGGGUACCCCUGCUCUAUGCAUUCUGCAUUAUUGAGGAUGGUGAUGAUGAGGAAUACAGGGCACUGGUGGAGGACUUUGUCACAUGGUGUGGAAAGAACCACUUCCAGCUUAAUGUGACGAAGACCAAGGAGCUGGUUGUGGACCUGGGAAGGAGGAGGAGUACUCCGGCGACCCCUGUUUCCAUCAGGGGGGUCGAUGUGGACAUGGUUGAGGAUUAUAAAUACCUCGGUGUUCACAUGGACAACAAGCUGAAUGGGUCAAAACACGCUGAGACCCUCUACAAGAAGGGACCUUCAGGAGGCUAGGAUCCUUCAACGUCUGUACAAAGAUGUUGAAGAUGUUCUACGAGUUGGUGGUGGCGGGCGCCUUUUUGUACGCCGUGGCUUGCUGUGGCAGUGGGCUCAGAUUGAGGGACACAAACAGACUGGACAAGCUGGUAGAGAAGGCCAGUAACCUGGUGGGUGUGGAGCUAGACUCUCUGGCGGUGGUGUGAGAGAGGAGAAGUCUAGCAAAACUCCUAGCCAUUAUGGACAGCACCUCCCACCCACUACACUCGGAGGAGUACUCUGGCGACCCCUGUUUCCAUCAGGGCGGUCGAUGUGGACAUUGUUGAGGAUGAUAAAUACCUCGGUGUUCACAUGGACAACAAGCUGAAUGGGUCAAACACGCUGAGACCCUCUACAAGAAGGGACCUUCAGGAGGCUAGGAUCCUUCAACGUCUAUACAAAGAUGUUGUACGAGUCGGUGGUGGCGAGCGCCUUCUUGUACGCCGUAGCUUGCUGUGGCAGUGGUCUCAGAGUGAGGGACACAAACAGACUGGACAAGCUGGAAGUGAAGGCCAGUAACCUGGUGGGAGUGGAGCUAGACUCUGGCGGUGGUGUCAGGAGGCUAGGAUCCUUCAACGUCUGUACAAAGAUGUUCUACGAGUCAGUGGUGGCGAGCGCCUUCUUGUACGCCGUAGCUUGCUGGGACAGUGGGCUCAGAUUGAGGGACACAAACAGACUGGACAAGCUGGUAGAGAAGGCCAGUAACCUGGUGGGAGUGGAGCUAGACUCUCUGGCGGUGGUGUCAGAGAGGAGAAGUCUAGCAAAACUCCUAGCCAUUAUGGACAACACCUCCCACCCACUACACUCGGAGGAGUACUCUGGCGACCCCUAUUUCCAUCAGGGCGGUCGAUGUGGACAUGGUUGAGGAUGAUAAAUACCUCGGUGUUCACAUGGACAAGAAGCUGAAUGGGUCAAACAGGCUGAGACCCUCUACAAGAAGGGACCUUCAAGAGGCUAGGAUCCUUCAACGUCUAUACAAAGAUGUUGUAUGAGUCGGUGGUGGCGAGCGCCUUCUUGUACGCCGUAGCUUGCUGGGACAGUGGGCUCAGAGUGAGGGACACAAACAGACUGGACAAGCUGGUAGAGAAGGCCAGUAACCUGGUGGGAGUGGAGCUAGACUCUCUGGCGGUGGUGUCAGAGAGGAGAAGUCUAGCAAAAUUCCUCGCCACUACACUCAGACCUUGCGGAGAGAAUGAGCACGUUCAGUGGAAGGCUCAGACUCGCAAAAUGCAACACGGAACGACAGAUCCUUUCUACCAUCAGACUGUAUAAUGCAUAUGUUCCUUGACUGCACUUAAAUGUAGAAUAUAUUUAUAUUAUUCAUGUAUUAUACAUUAUAUAUAUAAUAUAUGUUGUAUAUUAUUUAUUAUUGUCUAUUGUGAGCGAACUGUGGUGCUGAAUUUCCCCCAGGGAUCAAUAAAGUACUUUCUCUUCUA